Molecule: messenger RNA, 1176 nt
Organism: Ogataea angusta
Lineage: Eukaryota; Fungi; Ascomycota; Pichiomycetes; Pichiales; Pichiaceae
Exons: 1
Coding region: 1-1176 (391 amino acids)
Biological process (GO): proteasome-mediated ubiquitin-dependent protein catabolic process
Cellular component (GO): nucleus; GID complex; cytoplasm
Molecular function (GO): ubiquitin protein ligase activity
Source: RefSeq, a predicted model, not a curated record
AUGUCGUCUGCUUUCAAAACAGUGUCGGAAGAGGUCGACAAGCUGGCGAGCAAUGACUCGCUGGAACACAUACUGACCGAUUCGAAGUCGCUAUUAGACAGCCUGCGCAGGCUCAGAAACGACGUGGAGAACGAUCAGGAUGAUAUGACUAUGAUAAAGACCCAGUUCAAGAGCUGGAGUGAGAAUACGCUGAAGAACGAAAAAUCCAUCAACAAGUCGAUCAAGAACUACGGCUCCAAAAUCGACAAGGUGCUCAAUUUCAAUCUAUCUAAUAUUUAUACCUACCAGACUGUGGAUGUCAACUCAAAUCCGCGGGCCCGCAAAUUAGUGGACCGGGCAAUUGUGAUGGAUUUGCUGCGCAAUGGUCAUUUUGAUGUUCUCGAGCACAUUGAGAAGCAACGCGGCAUCAAAGUGCCACAGGAGCUGGUGGACAGGUUCAAGCAACUGAACGAAAUCCUAAUCAGUUUCAGAGAACACGAUGAUCUUCAGCCAGCUAUCAUGUGGGCCGCGCAGCACUCUAAUGAACUGAAAUCAAUAGGCUCAGACCUGGAGUUCAACCUGCACAAACUGCAAUUCAUCAAGCUGUACAACCAGAGCAAGAACAACGAGCCUUUCGAAGCCUACAAAUACGCAAGGGACAAUUUCCCAAACUUCGGAACCACGCAUCUGGACACCAUCUCGAAACUACUCUUCACAAUCAUGUACUCCUCAUCCACGCCAGACUGCAAGUUUGAGAACUAUCUGACGGACGGCGACUUGUCAAACGAGACCUUUUACAACCAAAUAUGUCAGGAUUACUGCUCUUUGAUCGGACUUUCUUCGAAUUCGCCUCUCUAUAAUACCCUGCUCACCAGCUACAUCGCCUUGCCCAGCUUCAUCAAGUACCACAGGAUCUCCAAGAGCUCGGGCAACCUUAACUGGACCACCACUAACGAGCUUCCGUUUGAAAUCAACCUGCCUCCAUCGUUGCAGUUCCAUUCCAUCUUCAUCUGCCCCGUGUCCAAGGAAGAAACGACUUCCGAAAACCCGCCUAUGGUGCUUCCAUGCCGCCAUAUCAUUUCCAAAGACAGUCUCAUUAAGCUGAGUCGCAACAGCGUGGCCAACUUCAAAUGUCCUUACUGUCCGCGAACCAGCACCAUUGCCCAGGCAGUGCAGGCUAGAUUUGUGAAUUUGUGA